GAAACGUUCAAACUUUUUUAUUGGGAAAUUUUGUUAAAAAUAAUUAAUUACGGCGAUAAAUACAUAUGCACUAGAAGUAACAAAUUACAGCGAAUAAUCACAUCAAAGAACUAAGAAAAAACCCUAAUCUCUUCCUCUCUCUCUCUCUUUUUGCUUAGUUCGAUCAUGGAGAGCUUACCUUUGCCUCUCCUCGAAAAGAUUUUAUUCAAAUUGGAUCCCAAAUCUCUGGCUAUGAUGCAAUGCACUAGAAGAUCUAUCAACUCGCAUAUAUCUGACGAUCCGUACUUUAAAUCCAAAUACUUGUCUGGGGUCGGAUCCGGUUUGCUUCAAAUCUCCGGCUUUGGCUCCACCACCCUCUUCUGCAACCCUUUCGUCAAUUCUAGGUUAUUCAGAAACAAAGCUUUCUUAGAGAUCAAAUCUCAGAUUCUCUCCUUUUGUUCUGGCCUUCUCCUACUCUUCAUCGAUGGUCUCUGUGUCGCAAAUCCGCUCACAAAGAGGUAUCGAUUCCUGGAUCACUCUAAGUCAAUGUUUCUUAGUCGUGUUGACAGAAGGGGAAAUGUAAGCUUUUACCUUCGAUGGCAUAAAAUGAAUCGCAUUGGUUUUGCGGUUGAUCAAAUUGAUCGAACAACUCAGGCUUUCAAAGUUGUCUGCAUGAACGAUACUGAUGCUUCGAAUCCAGACGAAACCAUGUAUCAAUUCGAGAUUAGCACUGGAGAUUCUUGUUGGAGAUUGUCGGAAACAACUAUUACUUGCACCGCAAGUGGUCUCAUCAAGGAUAAGAAACCGGUUUACUUUGACGGAUCUCUUCACUGGUUGAGAAAGGACGGAAGCAUUUUAGCUUUCAAUCCAGAAACAGAGCAGGCACGGCUGAUUCCAAUCAAGUUUCCCCCACAACUAAGCUCUGCCAACUUGUUCGCAGCCGCAGAGAAGGAACUAGCAUUGAUAUCAGCGACGGAGGAAUUGAUUAACGUUUAUGCCCUCGAGGAUACUCUCACCGAUCCCAAGUGGGUCUUAGUGAAGCAAAUCCCGAACGGAGUGUUGGACAAAGAAACAAUGAGGUGCUGGAACGUUGGGGCAUACGACGGCGAGUUCUUAGUGUUGUGGGAAAUGAACAACAAGGAAUGGUACGACGGAGUUGUUCAUGGCUACGACUUGAGAGCUAACAAUUGGGGAGUCAUAGGUUCUGUUCCAGUGUGGUGCGAUCGUAAUCAAGUCUUUUACCACUUUAAACCGUCUUUCUCCUCUGCGAUAGAACUGAAUGAGAAGGUCGACGUCGAGACAAUGGUUCAUGGUGAUGAUGAAAAUAAACGUAUCUCCACUCUAAGCAAAAUUAUGAGACUGAUUGAUGAAAUCUCACCUUAUGCUAAGAGCCGGUCCAAGAAAAAGGGAAAAAGAUUGAUGACUGAAGAAGAAACGAAACUGAAGAUGAUGAUGGAUGAGCCUUCUUCUUCCAAGUUCCUAGACGUGAAGCGUUUUUGCAAAAAAAUAAAGUUCUUAGGCAUGGAGAAAAUCAACAAAAGAAGAAGAAGUCAAGUUCGCAGGCGGAGUCGGUGUUAGAGAGCUUUGUGUUCUACGCCGUUGACGGUUCAAUAUUCUCGGACCACCGGUGAAAGACUUCCAAUCGCUAUGGUUUUCUAUGAUCGCUUAUAUCUCCAAGAACAUAAUCAUCAAAAUUGCUUAUCACUUCA
Molecule: messenger RNA, 1688 nt
Organism: Arabidopsis lyrata subsp. lyrata
Lineage: Eukaryota; Viridiplantae; Streptophyta; Magnoliopsida; Brassicales; Brassicaceae
Product: putative F-box protein At1g20795
Exons: 1
Coding region: 166-1557 (463 amino acids)
Molecular function (GO): protein binding
Source: RefSeq, a predicted model, not a curated record